This is a messenger RNA of Physella acuta, 3426 nucleotides long. Its product is annotated as zinc finger protein 883-like. The record is from RefSeq and is a predicted model, not a curated record. Gene Ontology annotation, molecular function: RNA polymerase II transcription regulatory region sequence-specific DNA binding; DNA-binding transcription factor activity, RNA polymerase II-specific. NCBI's taxonomy places the organism in Eukaryota, Metazoa, Mollusca, Gastropoda, Physidae. Gene Ontology annotation, cellular component: nucleus. Gene Ontology annotation, biological process: embryo development; regulation of transcription by RNA polymerase II.
AAUAGGGACCCAAGUUUUGUAUCUCAAACGACAAACAUCGCAAAAAAGUUAAUUUUAGGAGUGUUUUAAGAUCAUUUACGACUUACAACAUCAGAUAAGAAAGGUGACCUGCUCAACUCUACUUCACCUGCCCAGUGUCACGCCAAGUCUCAGACAACAUGUUUUUAUUGUUUAAAUAAAAACAAUUCUGGUUGAGCAUGUCUCUGACAACACUAUGCCUUCAUAUGCUUAAGACAAAGAAACAGAUGAACUCUACUUCAUCUGCCCUGUAUCCCGCCAAGUUCAGAUAGUCAAAUUUAUCAUUAACAUCUAAAAAAAAAAAUUAUGAAUUUUUCCUGCAAUAAUUCAUGAAUCUUAAGCUAUGGAAAACACAAAGGACACUACUGGUAUAGUUUGGGAGAGUUCAAUUAUGGUUAAACAGGAAUUGAGUGAUGAAAUCAUAACAUUUAUGGACACGAAAUCAGAUGAAACAUCAGCUAUUUCAAGUUCAGAAGGAGUACAAACAAAUAUAUCAACACUCUUUUCAAAUUCUGAAGAUAUAAAGCAAAAUGUAUCAACACAAUUUUCAACUGUUAAAGACAAAUACUUGGAGGAAACAAUGCAACUUUUCGGUUUAGAAGAUAAAAAUCAUGAUAAAACAAAGCCUUUGUUUAAUUUAGAAGAGCUGAAGCAAUAUAAACCAACAUUAUUUUCAUCUUCUGAAGACAUGAAACCAAAUCUAUCAACAGCAUUUUCAAUUUUUGAAGAUAUAAAACCUGAGAUAUUAACAAUUUCAUCUUUGGAGAAUGAACAACAAAAUGGUUUCAAAGCACAGCAACAACUUCCUUCCCCACCAGAUUUAAGUGAUUUUAAAGAAAAGUUUGCUGUUUUAAAAUCAGAUCUUCAAAAUGAAUUAAAAGAACUCAAGUUAUUGCAUACAAAAUUGAUUGAUAAUCUCCCAACAGAAUAUCUGAUUAGCAAUAAGGGACUGAAGACAUACAAGUGUGAUAUGUGUUGUCAAAGAUUUUUCCAUUUUGAUCAUGUUAAACAACACAUAAACAUUCACACAAGGGUGAAUCCAUAUGGUCAUGAUUUUCAUCAGCAAGAAGUUGUUAUGAUCAGUCAGGGUGAACAGAUUAACAAAAUAAACCUAGAACAGGUAUACAAUAAGUCUAGUUUGUCUAAAAAGUUCACUUCAGAGUCUAGUUUAUCCAUACACACAAAUAUUCAUUCUGGAAUUAAUAAGCCAUAUGAAUGCUAUGUGUGUCAUAAAAAAUAUCAUAUUAAAAAUCAUUUAGCAAACCAUAUAAAGAUACAUUUAGGAGAAAGACAAUAUAAAUGUGGUGUGUGUCAUAAAAAGUUUGCAAAGAAGAGUAAUUUAUCUAGACAUAAAAUAACUAUCCAUUCUAGUCUCAAGCCACAUGAAUGCGAUGUUUGUCAUAAAAGUUUUGCCCUUAUUUCUAAUUUAUCUAGGCAUAAAAAUAUUCAUUUACCUGAGAGACCAUAUGAAUGUGAUGUGUGUCACAAAAAAUUUAAUCAUAAAAGUGAUUUAUCAAAACAUAAAAAUAUUCAUUUACCAGAGAGACCAUAUGAAUGUAAUGUGUGUCACAAAAAAUUUAAUCAUAAAAGUGAUUUAUCAAAACAUAAAAAUAUUCAUUUACCAGAGAGACCAUAUGAAUGUGAUGUGUGUCACAAAAAAUUUAAUUACAAAGGUAGUUUAUCUAAACAUAAAAAUAUUCAUUUACCAGAGAAACCAUAUGAAUGUGAUGUGUGUUAUAAAAAAUUUAGUCAAAAAGGUUCUUUAUCUACACAUAAAAAUAUACAUUUACCAGAGAGACCAUAUGAAUGUGAUAAGUGUCAUAAAAAAUUUAAUUCUAAAGGUCAUUUAUCUACACAUAUAAAUAUUCAUUUACCAGAGAGACCAUAUGAAUGUGAUGUGUGUCACAAAAAAUUUAAUUUUAAAGGUCAUUUAUCAGAGCAUAAAAAUAUUCAUUUACCAGAGAGACCAUAUAAAUGUGAUGUGUGUCACAAAAAAUUUAAUCAUAAAGAUGAUUUUUCAAAACAUAAAAAUAUUCAUUUACCAGAGAGACCAUAUGAAUGUGAUGUGUGUCAUAAAAAAUUUAGUCAAAAAGGUUCUUUAUCUACACAUAAAAAUAUACAUUUACCAGAGAGACCAUAUGAAUGUGAUAUGUGUCAUAAAAAAUUUAAUUCUAAAGGUCAUUUAUCUACACAUAAAUAUUCAUUUACCAGAGAGACCAUAUGAAUGUGAUGUGUGUAACAAAAAAUUUAAUUUUAAAGGUCAUUUAUCAGAGCAUAAAAAUAUUCAUUUACCAGAGAGACCAUAUGAAUGUGAUGUGUGUCACAAAAAAUUUAAUCAUAAAGAUGAUUUUUCAAAACAUAAAAAUAUUCAUUUACCAGAGAGACCAUAUGAAUGUGAUGUGUGUCAUAAAAAAUUUAGUCAAAAAGGUUCUUUAUCUACACAUAAAAAUAUACAUUUACCAGAGAGACCAUACGAAUGUGAUGUGUGUCACAAAAAAAUUUAAUUUAAAGGUGAUUUAUCAAAGCAUAAAAAUAUUCAUUUACCAGAGAGACCAUAUGAAUGUGAUGUGUGUCACAAAAAAUUUAAUUUUAAAGGUAGUUUAUCUAAACAUAAAAAUAUUCAUUUACCAGAGACCAUAUGAAUGUGACAUUUGUAAUAAAAAGUUUGCUCGUAAGUCUAGUUUAUCUACACACAAAUUUUCACUCAGGACUUGAAUGUGUUGUUGGUCAUUAAAUUCUCUUUCACAAGGAUCUUCAAUUAUCUAUAUAUAAAAUUAUUGCUUUUUUACUAAUACCACAUUGUGUAGGCUGAAAACACACCAUUAAUGUUUGUCAUACAGGAUAUAAUACUCUUCAUAGUAUUAUUUGUCAAACAAAGUAUUAGGAAUGAUUAAUAUGCUAUCUAGACAUUUCCUUUUGAAGAUAAGUAAAAUUAAUGUAUUAUUCGUAACUAAUGUUUUCAAAUUGUGUGCAUCUAUGUUGUUAACAUGAAAUUUAAACAAAGUUAAAAAAGUUAUUAAAAAUGAUUUAACAUGAUAAUUUUUAAAUAUUCACACAAAGGAAGAAACACUUCAUGGAAAGAAUGAAUGUCAUGAAUCACUAUAGUACAUUUAUUAUAUUGUACUAGGUGUUUUUGGCUAGCUUUGUUCUGGUUUUUUGUAAAAAAAAUGAUGCCUAAAUUCUUACCCAUUACAUUACUCAUACAAUAAUACUAACCACUAAUAAACACCAACAUUUUAAAUGUACAAUUAUGAUUUGAAUCAUUGAAGUAAUAUUUACUCUGUAUUUUUCUAUAUUGAAUAUAUUCCAUUUUAUGUAAUUCUAAAUUUUGUAUAAAUAAUUAUAUAACCCAUUAAGUUAGUUAUAAUUAUAAUAAUUGAAGUGAGCAACAAAAUUUAUUAAUUAAUG